CUUGCUUGUUCCCCAAUAAAGCUCUGCGCAAUCUAUCGCGGCCUCGAAUCCGAAGCAAAAGCUCCGUUACCACUGUUCACACUCAAUUCUCUCGAUAAACUCCUGAACCGCUAGCAAUGGGUCAGGGCUCAUCCGGCGGCCUCAAUCGGCAGGGUGGUCUACCAGGCGACCGCAAGAACGAUCCCGACAACAAGAAGGACAAGAAGUUCGAGCCGGCGGCUCCUCCUUCUCGUGUCGGCCGCAAACAGCGGAAGCAGAAAGGUCCCGAGGCCGCAGCAAGGCUCCCCACUGUGACGCCAUUGACUAAGUGUAAGCUCAGGCUUUUGAAAUUGGAGCGCAUAAAGGAUUACCUGUUGAUGGAAGAAGAGUUCGUCACCAAUCAGGAAAGACUAAAACCCCAGGAGGAGAAGAACGAGGAGGACAGGUCUAAGGUCGAUGAUCUUCGGGGUUCACCGAUGAGCGUCGGCAAUUUGGAGGAAUUGAUCGACGAGAAUCACGCCAUCGUCUCUUCUUCUGUUGGGCCCGAGUAUUAUGUGGGGAUCUUGUCAUUUGUCGACAAGGACCAGCUCGAGCCUGGAUGCGCUAUUCUCAUGCACAAUAAGGUCCUUUCAGUUGUUGGGCUUCUUCAAGAUGAGGUAGAUCCAAUGGUGUCUGUAAUGAAGGUUGAGAAGGCUCCUUUGGAAUCAUAUGCUGACAUAGGUGGGUUGGAUGCCCAGAUACAAGAAAUUAAGGAAGCUGUGGAGCUUCCUCUCACCCACCCUGAAUUAUAUGAAGAUAUUGGUAUUAAACCACCUAAAGGAGUCAUACUUUAUGGAGAGCCUGGAACAGGAAAAACAUUGCUAGCAAAGGCCGUGGCAAAUUCGACGUCAGCAACUUUCUUGCGUGUAGUUGGAAGUGAAUUGAUUCAGAAAUACUUGGGAGAUGGGCCAAAAUUAGUUAGGGAGCUCUUUAGAGUUGCUGAUGAUCUGUCCCCAUCAAUUGUAUUCAUAGAUGAAAUAGAUGCAGUUGGAACAAAGAGAUAUGAUGCACAUUCUGGUGGUGAACGGGAGAUUCAAAGAACAAUGUUGGAAUUGCUGAACCAGUUAGAUGGCUUUGACUCAAGAGGAGAUGUCAAAGUAAUUCUUGCGACAAACAGAAUUGAAAGCCUUGAUCCUGCAUUGUUGCGUCCUGGACGAAUAGACAGAAAGAUUGAGUUUCCUCUUCCAGAUAUCAAAACUAGGAGGCGCAUUUUUCAGAUACAUACGUCAAGGAUGACACUAGCAGAUGAUGUCAACCUCGAAGAGUUUGUAAUGACCAAAGAUGAGUUUUCUGGGGCUGAUAUUAAAGCCAUCUGUACAGAGGCAGGUUUGCUUGCUUUAAGAGAGCGCCGCAUGAAGGUGACACAUGCAGACUUCAAGAAGGCAAAGGAGAAGGUGAUGUUUAAGAAGAAAGAAGGGGUACCUGAAGGACUUUAUAUGUAGAAAUCUAUUAGAUAUCUGGGCUGGAAAACAGUUCAUAUAUUUUUCAUCAUCUGUUUUUUAAUUCAAUUCUGAUUUGAGCUUUCAUGUAUGAAUUUUUAACAGUGUAAUGCUAUCAUGCUUCUUAAACAGUUUUCAUUUCACAUGAGAAUGAUUUAGCAAUGAGAAUGAUUUAUGCUA
Carica papaya (papaya) is the source of this 1637-nucleotide messenger RNA. Its product is annotated as 26S proteasome regulatory subunit 4 homolog B. Lineage: Eukaryota; Viridiplantae; Streptophyta; Magnoliopsida; Brassicales; Caricaceae. The record is from RefSeq and is a predicted model, not a curated record. Gene Ontology annotation, molecular function: ATP hydrolysis activity; ATP binding.